Molecule: messenger RNA, 1383 nt
Organism: Aspergillus nomiae NRRL 13137
Lineage: Eukaryota; Fungi; Ascomycota; Eurotiomycetes; Eurotiales; Aspergillaceae
Product: ribosome biogenesis protein NOP53
Exons: 3
Coding region: 1-1173 (390 amino acids)
Biological process (GO): rRNA processing; ribosomal large subunit assembly
Cellular component (GO): nucleolus
Molecular function (GO): 5S rRNA binding
Source: RefSeq, a predicted model, not a curated record
AUGUCUCCUUCCACAGAUGCUCCCAAACAAUUUAGCCAACCUUCCCGUAAGGGCAAAAAGGCGUGGCGUAAGAAUGUGGAUGUGACGGAGGUUCAAGAAGGUCUCCGGUUGUUGAAAGAUGAGGAGAUUAAAGGUGGUGUCCUGGCAGAGAAGCCGUCUGAAGAGCUGUUCACCUUCGAUACCACGGGUUCAACAGAAAUUCGCAAAGCAUUCGAGAAACAGCACAAGCCGUUGAAAUCAGAAGAAAUCAUUGCUCAGCGGUCGGUCAUCCCAGCAGUAGACACUCGCAAACGCAACAACUCCAAAGUGACAGAUGGUGUUCUCGAACCGAAGACUAAGAAACACAAGAGCGACUGGGUUACCCGCAAGGAUUGGCUACGCUUAAAACAGGUCGCUAAAGAGGGCAAGCCCACCAAAAAGGUCGCGGAAGGUGAAUUCUAUGAUCCAUGGGCGGAUGCUGAAGACCCAACACCUGUGGAGGAUCCACAAUUUGAUUUCCUGGAGAAGCCGAAGCCGAAGGUUGCGCCUGUAACGCUAAAGGAAUCCCCGAUUUCACUUGCUGCAAAUGGAAAAGCGAUUCCUGCUGUCCGCACACCGAACGCUGGCACAAGUUAUAAUCCCACCUUUGAGGACUGGGAUAGUCUUCUACAGGAACAAGGAGCCAAGGAGGUAGAGGCAGAGAAAAAACGCCUGGAGGAGGAACGUAAGGAAGAAGAAAGACAGCGUCUGAUUGCCGAGGCCAAGGAUGACGACGGCGAGGUUAAGUCGGACGAUGAAAGUGCCUGGGAAGGUUUUGAAAGCGAGUACGAGACCCCGGAUUGGCUGAAGAAGAAGCGUCCAGAGAGAAAGACGAAAGCGCAAAGAAACAAGAUCAACCGACGUAAGGAGGCUGAGAGGCAAGCAAAAUGGGAGGCACAGAUGAAGAAAAAGGAAGACCAGGUUGAGCUGGCAAAAUCUCUUGCGGAGAAAUUGGAACAGCAGGCGCUUGAGCGCGCCGAGUCGUCCGACUCUGAGGGAGAAGGUGAUGAUACUGUUUUGCGGCGAAAGCCCUUGGGUGGAAGGACAUAUGCACCCGACCAAAAGUUGGAGGUUGUCCUACCAGACGAGCUGCAGGACUCACUGCGCUUGCUUAAGCCAGAGGGAAAUCUGCUCGAUGACCGAUUCCGGACGUAAUCGUUCAAGGAAAGUUGGAAUCUCGAAAGCCGGUUUCACAACCCAAGAAGGCAAAGAGAAAGUUGACGGAGAAAUGGGGUUACAAGGAUUUCAAGGUUCCAGGCCUGUAAAUAGAUUCCCUUUUUGUUGUCAUGGUGAUUUCUUUUCACAUAGACUUCUAUUGUAUAAUGAGGCGUUGUUGGAUAUAAAAAGUUCUUAUGCUUUCCAAUA